Messenger RNA from Pseudopipra pipra, 3199 nucleotides. RefSeq names its product solute carrier family 2 member 1 (gene SLC2A1). Gene Ontology annotation, molecular function: D-glucose transmembrane transporter activity. Lineage: Eukaryota; Metazoa; Chordata; Aves; Passeriformes; Pipridae. The transcript has 9 exons. Bases 1 to 1455 code for a protein of 484 amino acids. Gene Ontology annotation, cellular component: basolateral plasma membrane; apical plasma membrane; plasma membrane. Gene Ontology annotation, biological process: dehydroascorbic acid transport; response to insulin. The record is from RefSeq and is a predicted model, not a curated record.
AUGACGGCCCGCCUGAUGCUGGCCGUGGGAGGAGCAGUGCUGGGCUCCCUCCAGUUCGGCUACAACACCGGCGUCAUCAACGCCCCGCAGAAGGUGAUUGAGGAUUUCUACAACCGCACGUGGCUGUACCGAUACGAGGAGCCCAUCAGCCCCGCCACCCUCACCACGCUCUGGUCCCUCUCCGUCGCCAUCUUCUCCGUCGGGGGCAUGAUCGGCUCCUUCUCCGUGGGGCUCUUCGUCAAUCGCUUUGGGAGACGCAACUCCAUGCUGAUGUCCAACAUCCUGGCCUUCGUGUCGGCCGUGCUCAUGGGCUUCUCCAAAAUGGCUUUCUCCUUCGAGAUGCUCAUCCUCGGCCGCUUCAUCAUUGGCCUCUACUCCGGCCUCACCACCGGUUUUGUGCCCAUGUACGUGGGUGAGGUGUCCCCCACUGCGCUCCGGGGGGCCCUGGGGACCUUCCACCAGCUGGGCAUUGUCCUGGGCAUCCUCAUUGCUCAGGUGUUCGGUUUGGACCUGAUCAUGGGAAAUGACUCGCUGUGGCCUCUGCUGCUGGGCUUCAUCUUCGUGCCUGCCCUGCUGCAGUGCAUCAUCCUGCCCUUCGCCCCCGAGAGCCCCCGGUUCCUCCUCAUCAACCGCAACGAGGAGAACAAGGCCAAGAGUGUGCUCAAGAAGCUGCGGGGCACGACGGACGUGAGCAGUGACCUGCAGGAGAUGAAGGAGGAGAGCCGGCAGAUGAUGAGGGAGAAGAAGGUGACCAUCAUGGAGCUGUUCCGCUCGCCCAUGUACCGCCAGCCCAUCCUCAUCGCCAUCGUCCUGCAGCUCUCCCAGCAGCUCUCGGGCAUCAAUGCGGUUUUCUACUACUCCACCAGCAUCUUUGAGAAGUCAGGGGUGGAGCAGCCUGUCUAUGCCACCAUCGGCUCCGGCGUGGUGAACACGGCCUUCACGGUGGUUUCGCUGUUCGUGGUGGAGCGGGCCGGGCGCAGGACCCUGCACCUCAUCGGCCUGGCGGGCAUGGCAGGGUGUGCUGUGCUCAUGACCAUCGCCCUCACGCUGCUGGACCAAAUGCCCUGGAUGUCCUACCUCAGCAUUGUGGCCAUCUUCGGGUUCGUGGCCUUCUUUGAGAUCGGUCCUGGCCCCAUCCCGUGGUUCAUCGUGGCCGAGCUGUUCAGCCAAGGGCCCCGUCCCGCGGCCUUCGCAGUGGCCGGGCUGUCCAACUGGACCUCCAACUUCAUCGUGGGGAUGGGCUUCCAGUACAUCGCGCAACUCUGCGGCUCCUACGUCUUCAUCAUCUUCACGGUGCUGCUCGUGCUCUUCUUCAUCUUCACCUACUUCAAGGUGCCGGAGACGAAGGGCCGGACCUUCGACGAGAUCGCCUCGGGCUUCCGGCAGGGCGGGGGCGGCCAGAGCGACAAGACCCCGGACGAGUUCCACAGCCUGGGCGCCGACUCGCAGGUGUAACCGCUGGGGUGGCCGCGGGUGGCACCUCGGGUGGCACCGCUGGCACCUCCGCCCUCACCCGGGGGGGCUUUUUUUUUAAACACUUUGUACAGAACAGACCCCAGGCAGGAGGGAUUGUGUGUGUGUGUGUGUGGGGGGUCCCCACCCUGGUGUGCAAACGCCCCUUCCCAGCCUCCCCUGCUGGUUUUACUGGGGACAGACUGAGCUGUUUUAUUAUUAUUUUUUGUUUUGUUUUUUUGUUGUUUUUCCUGGCUAGGAACGGAUUUUAUUUUUAUUCCGUAGCUGGUCUCAACGUCCAGGAUUUCAAAGCCCCCAUAGGGGUUUUCCAAACCCACCCCACUCGGCCUCCACCAGCAGGAGGAAGGCGAUUCCCUCUUUUUUUUAUUUUUAAUUAACGACGCGAUUUUAGGUUAUUUAACGACGACAAAAAAAAAAAUCACGUAGAGAGGAAGUUUUUAAAGCCGGAAACUUUUAAUUUUUAACGUUCUAACCAUAGAGAGGUUAAAAAAAAAACCAAACCCACGCCUAAAUCGACUAAACUAAACCCAAGGAUUAUUUUUAAAAAAAACCCAAAAAAACCACCACAAAGACCCAGAACAGACCAUCAGGAAAACGAGUUAUUUUUAUUUUGUCUCAAGUCUCCUUGAUUUCAAGCCCCCGCGGUGGGUUCGUGGACGGGGACCUCCCGCCCCGGGGCAGCGCGGAGGACGGAGCCGUCCCGCAUGGAUCCGUUGGAAAAGGUCAAGCCCAAGAGUCACAAAAGGCUCCUCUGCUCCUCCUGAAUUCCAGCUGGGAUGGGGAGGGGAAACGGGAGAGGAGGGGAGGGGGGGAAAUGUGUCCUUGUUGAAUUUUUUUGGGGUUAAUCUUGGCAAUAUUUGCCCGACAGUGAAGCACCAGCGGCGACAACAUCCCACCAUCCCCCCUCCACCACCACCCCCAUCCCGGGACUCACCAAAUUCCAGCACCGCAUGGAUUCAGCCGUGUCCUGCUCUGUGUAUAGACUGGAAGAUAUUUAUAUUAUAUAUAUUUUUGUUCAAUGGUUGUUAAUAGUAGAAUUUUAAGUUAUAGUGUUUCUGAUUUGACAAGCCAAGUACUGUAAAUAUUCUCGUAUAUUCACACUGUAUAAUGUAUACAAAAGGUACAGAAAAAGGUUAUAGUUUCUAUAGCAACUAAGAGGAAAAAAAAAAAAAAAGCUUGUACAUGGUUAGGAUGACUUUUUUUUUGUAUAGUUCUGCACUGUAGUUGUACCUAUUGCACUGAAUUUCAGGCUGUAGUAUAUUAAACAAAAAAAACUAAACAAAAACAAAACCACACUGAGAAAUACUGUCCUUUUCAAACAAAAUUGAAAACACACACAGAAAAAGAAAAAGAGCAUUUCCCUGAGUGCAGCUGGUGUGGGAGAGCUCCUGGCACAUUCCCAAAGCCACAGAGAAGGUUUUUUGGUGUUUUGUUUGUUUUUCUUUUUUUUUUUUUAAUAGUAUCUUUUUUUUUUCUUUUUUUUUAAUUUAUUUGCCUGGUUUGGAAGUGAUGACACUUGACCACAUCUGGAGAAAAAUAAAGGUUGGGGUUUGAGGGGGGUGGGGGGAGAAAUAAAAGUCUAUAAAACCCCACCCCUUGCUCAGCUGGUCCCGACAAGGAGCCCUCCAUGUAGGAGUGUGGGUUUUUUUAAACAAAUCCCUACAGUGAAGUGCCAAGAGGAAGGUGUGUGGUGUGAACAAUAAAGGAGAAUGUUUGCAGCGACCCA